Messenger RNA from Hyaloscypha bicolor E, 2127 nucleotides. RefSeq lists its product as uncharacterized. Lineage: Eukaryota; Fungi; Ascomycota; Leotiomycetes; Helotiales; Hyaloscyphaceae. The transcript is spliced from 3 exons. Bases 80 to 1816 code for a protein of 578 amino acids. The record is from RefSeq and is a predicted model, not a curated record.
GAACUAUUCCUCCAUCUUCAUCCCUCACUUCUAGAUCUCGCGCUCGGCUUCUUCUUACGCACGAAGGUAUUUUCUCAAGAUGGAGGGCACUUACAACGAUCCCGCGAACACCUUUAUCCCGCUCAAUGGUGCCAACAUCAUUCCUUCAUUCCUCUUUGAUGACGGCGACCCAUCGGAACAUAUCUUCGACUACUUAAACCAAACAGUGGAGCAGGAUCCCAUUUUCCGUGUGGACAACUGGACUCAAGCUUGUUCUAAUCCUGAAACGAUAUUCGGCAGUGCGUCUUCAAUAGGUCCCUUCGUUGGGUGCUUGCUUUAUGCCAACGUCACUCGCGAUAUCGCAAAGGGCUCCUUGAAUAGCUCCUUGCUUACGAAUGCGGCUGACCGCAGCUUCUUGUCAAAUAACUCCGAGACCAUAUCCUUAAAUCUUCGAUCAACUUACACCACAUGUUUGGCUGGCUAUUGUGCUACCCAAGCCGAGUGCGCUGCCAGCGAACUUUGCACCGUCGGUAACCUGCUAACCGGCAACUACGAAUUGUCUGCUCAAGGAGUUGUGAAAUGCUGGCUCAAGUUGUGUACCCCAAGCGUUCAAUUGGCCAAUCCCGACAUUGCAGGUGUUGGGAUCCUUAUCUCAUACCUCACCCAGAGCGCCAUUGCCCUGCUCGCACUUGUUUCCUUAACUAUCCUUGCUUACGGAGUCUACAAGAAACAAAAGAAACUCUCCAAAUCCCACCUGACUCGUGGGUUGACAGGCUUGACUCUCAACGACGAGCCAUCCAGCCUCUCAAAGCCGCUAAAAGUUGGCAAAACGGUGGAAGAUCAAUACAUCAUCUUCUGUGCUACACUGGCCGAAUUCCACAAGACACAGUGCUACUUCACUAUUGCGCUCCAAAUCGCAACCUUUGUCAUCAUUUACUCAAAAACGACGCCAUUGCUUUUUGUCGACCAGAAUUUUCUUCUUCUUGUGAGCUUGGAUGGGUUGCUGCCAGUUACCUUAUCCCUAUACACCUUAAUGACGUUUGGGAAAAGGUCAUGGUACAUGAUCGGACUGUCUGUCGUCUCUGCGGUACUAUCUACAGCAAAUGGGGUACACAUCACCCGAAGCUUCGCCUCCUAUACGGACGUGCCGGGGGUCGGGCCUGCCGCAUGUGGAGGGGUAGGUCCCGCUGGGCUUUGCUACGCCAUCGGAAGAAACAGCGAAAUCUUCCAGGAGGAUGUUGCCUCAUUUUACUACAAACUCAUCAUGAGCAUAACGGACAUCUUCAUGGGAUGCCUAGUUCUUUGGAAGAUCUUGACAGAGUCAACACCGUGGUGGUCGGUAUGGAUCAAAGGACUCGCAAAGAGACUCAUUGCCGGAAUGAAAAGCACGAGUGGUUUCACGUCAAAUGAAACACACCGAUCCAACAGGCUCAAUCACCGCAUCCAGUUUUGGAUCGCAGUAUUCUUUCACUUCAUCAUAGUCUCGGGGAUGUUGGUUUGUCUCGGCCUCGUGUUCUCACUCUUCCAGCAAGUUCUCGCGAGUCCGUACGUCGAUGCCAAGUCUUGGGGCUUCGGGCAGAUUGUAGGGAUCACAAUCUGGAUGGGAGUUAUGAUGGAACUGGCGUAUCUUGAAUACAAUGGGAUCUCUGAAGGUUUGGAGUGGCGUCUUCCUAAAUGGAUAAAGGUUGGCGAGGAUGAGACGAAGCCGGGGCAUCUCACUAUAACCUUGGAGGAGACGGAUUUUGGGCAGCAAAGAACUGAUUCAGAUGAGUUGGAAAUGGAUCCUAAAGUGGCGAAUGUAAGCUUCGGGGAGGAAUUCGGACGACAUAUCACGUGAAAGUCCAACCUCCGGCAUCGCAAUAACGGAGGCCAGGAAAAAUGAUCUUCAUCCUCACACCCUUCGAUUGUCACAUUACUCUCAAAUAUAUUCCUAAAUAUUACUGAUCAGUAAAAUCGCUAUCAGGGUUUGACACUUAGCACAGACUUGGAUUCUGAGACAAGAAGGCGAGAUGCAAUCCACUAAUGAUGUCAGCUUAAUGACCUCCCUCGGUCUCAAGAGCAACGUCACAACAGCCUCAGCAGACAAGACUUUCUACUAUCACCGCGGCUUGGAAACUUACAAUAGCUCCACGCCAAUCUUGGUUCUCG